Fomitopsis serialis is the source of this 3057-nucleotide messenger RNA. Its product is annotated as ras guanine nucleotide exchange factor domain-containing protein. NCBI's taxonomy places the organism in Eukaryota, Fungi, Basidiomycota, Agaricomycetes, Polyporales, Fomitopsidaceae. Gene Ontology annotation, biological process: Ras protein signal transduction; positive regulation of GTPase activity. Bases 172 to 2898 code for a protein of 908 amino acids. The transcript has 6 exons. Gene Ontology annotation, molecular function: protein binding; guanyl-nucleotide exchange factor activity. The record is from RefSeq and is a predicted model, not a curated record. Gene Ontology annotation, cellular component: plasma membrane.
CUCGAUGCCUGUGCCGAGUGAAAGAGUGGACGUUCUUUGCUACGACACCCUGAGCAUACGCAGGAGUGAGUGUGCGAGCGACGUGGACGGCGGUGGACAGACGGAGGACGGGCACGUGAGUGGGGCGAUCAGGAGAGUGCCUGGAUCGGAGGGAGGAUCUGGGAGGUGGUGAUGGUCGCCGUGUCGUCGUUCAGCCUAUCGCCUACCGCAGCGGUGGGCCUCGCCCGACAUGGGGAAAGCCGCCGCCGACGGCACGUCGCCGCCUAUGAGAAAGUGCUCGUCCGCCUUGAUCUCCCCGUCCUCCUCGCCGCGUCGACCCGGCGAACGUCUGCAGGCUCAGCUUCACCGCCGGCGUCCUGGACUCAUCCUCGCCCUACGCUCCUGCUGCAGUGCUGGUCUCUGAGCUGGCCUACAGUACUUGCAUACACACGCCGGCUAAUGUCAACUGUCGCCCGCACGCAAUCUGUCAGGCGUGGGGGCCUUCCCCGUCUCUGGAUCGACUCCUCGUUGUCUAGCUACAGGAAGCAGCUACAUACGCCUGCCUCUGCGCUGCCUUCUGCGAACGUCGUCUUGAGCGGCGAUACCUCGACAACCCUGACAGACUCCCCGUCCACAUUCAGCGCGGAGACUUUCCACGUCCUGGCCCUCUAUGACUACGAGGCAGCCGACACUGAUCAGCUGUCGUUCAAGAAGAACGAGGUGCUCGAGAUCAUCAAGCGCGAGGAUUCGGGUUGGUGGGCUGCUCUGCGCUCGGGCGAGAACCGGGUGGGGUGGAUACCACAAGCCUUCGUUGAACCCAUCUCCGAGAGAGUCGUGCAGCAACUCCAUGUCAAGGACGAUGCGCGUAUCGUCUCGCCCACAUCAGAUAUGUCCUCGAGGAGCGGGUCGUUCCUCAGCACGCCCGAGCAGGAACCCACAUCACUAGAAUGGAUGCCGCUGACGGAGGGUGACCAGGCACCGGUGCGACUCUUCGCCGGCUCCGACGCCAAAGGCACGCCUCUGCUCUUCAGCCCGCUCGUCCCUCCCCACGAAGGCAUAGACGACGCACGCUCCGAGCCCGACGUCGACCUCCCGCCUUCGCCAGCGGCCGACGCGUCCGUUUCCCAGCACGCCUCGGGCGUCCCCACCGAGGUGCCGGACGAGGAGCCACCCCCGGUGCCCUCCAAGGACGGGAUCCUCCUCUCCCUGAACCUCAAGCCGACGCAGCCGCUGCAGAUCCAGCGGCACUCCUCGCCGCUGCGCGCGUCCCCCGCGCUCAUCGAGUCCUUCGACCACGCGCGGAGCCACUCCGACCCCGUCAGCCCCGUCGUGAACCGCCAGCUCCGGCGGCGGCCCGUCCUCAUCGACGACCGCCCGUCGCUCAACCGGCUCACGACGCUGUUCGAGUCGGAUGGCGCGGUGAACCUGGAUUUCCUCGUGGGCAGCCCCCUCGCGAGCAGCCCGCUGAUAGGCAUCCCGAUUGUGGGGAGUCCGGUCUCGGCGGACCCCCUGGUGCCGGGGAGUCGGGUCGGAAUACCGAGGCAGGGCUUGCCGAGGAGUCCGUUGAUCCCGAGGGCGCCUCUGGUGAGGCAAGAGACGAGGGAGAGAGAGAGAGAGGCGACGACGCACUUGAGUCCGUCGAGGUUGCGGCCUGUGGAGGAACAGGAUGAGCUUUUGCUCGCGGAAGAUGGGAGCGUGGUCGCGGGGACCCUGCCCGCGCUCAUCGAGCGGCUGACACUAGAUACGCACGACCCGGUGCAGAUGCGCAAUUUUCAGCGGGCGUUCUUCAUGACGUACAAGUCCUUCGCGAACGCGGACGAGGUCUUCACGCUGCUGGAAGACCUCUUCCACACGGAGCGCCCCCCGGACGGGAGCCAGGAGGACCUCGACCUCGAACAGUGGCGCGAGCAGAGGCUCGAGCCGAUGCAGCGGCGCGUCCUGUUCAUACUCAAGAUGUGGUUCGAGGAGUACGGCAUGCUCCGCGACGAGCCGCACAUCGUCGGGCGGCUCGUCGAGUUCCUGUCGUCGCUCACGUCGCCGUUCGUCGCGAUGGCGCGGAGCAUGCUGGACUCGCUGCAGCGGCAUUUGGGCACGAAGUCGGCCACCCCUCCGACACCCGGCACGGCGAGGCGCAAACUCAAGCGCAAAGCGUCGAGGAACGACUUUGGGCGCCUGGAGCCGAUGGCUGUCGCGAGACAGCUAUGCCUCCACGAGCACCGGCUGUACGCGAAGCUGGAGCCGCGGGAGUGCAUGCACUGGAAGAACCCGGGCGCAGCAGACGGCAUCCCGAACCUGACCGCGUUCUGCAUGGCGCGUGCGAGGCUGACGGGGUGGGUGAGAGCGAGCUUGCUCGGCGUGGAUGGGCUCAGCCGCAGAGCGGAGAUGCUGGAGUUCUGGAUACACGUUGCUGAGGGAUGCAAGGAGCUCUGCAACUUCUCGUCAUUGAGUGGGAUCACGGCGGCCCUCUCUGAUCCCGCGAUCGCUCGUUCACAGUUCCUCUGGGCCCAUCUACCACGUGGGACACAACAAGAGGCGAUGGCGCUGCUCAACGAGCCCGCAGGUGACCAGUUACCCUACUGCGCACAGCAGGAAUCCGUCGACGGGCCGUGCGUCCCGUACGUCGAGCCGUACCUCGCGCUGGUCGCGCACGUCAGGGAGCACUUCCCGGACACGCUGCCCUCGCCGGAGACGGAGCAGCAGCUGAUCCACUUCGCGAAGCGGGAGAAGUGGUACGGCGCGGUGCAGGAGAUGCUGCGGCACCAGGCGCACGCGUACGACUUCGCGGAGGACCCGCAGACGGCGGAGUUCGUCGAGGCGAACGUGACGAGCAUCGCGCAGGACCAGAACUUUGGCGCGCUGCCCCACCAGAGCGAGCUGGACAUCGCGAAUCUGAAGAAGGUACUUGAGUCGUUGCCUUGAUGUGCUCCCUCUCGCCCCUGGGUUGGUGUGUAACUUAUUCUGUUAACGUGGCGAAUAUGCCUCUCUGCUCGGAAGGAUCACUCGAUAUACUUACUCUCUCUUUGGACUGAUCAUGGACAUCGCGAUAUCCUGCAUACUCUUGGUGUAGCUGCUUCCUCU